Folsomia candida is the source of this 757-nucleotide messenger RNA. RefSeq lists its product as uncharacterized. The record is from RefSeq and is a predicted model, not a curated record. The coding region runs from base 260 to 691 and encodes 143 amino acids. Gene Ontology annotation, cellular component: membrane. Gene Ontology annotation, biological process: sensory perception of taste. Lineage: Eukaryota; Metazoa; Arthropoda; Collembola; Entomobryomorpha; Isotomidae. The transcript is spliced from 3 exons.
AUACUAUAAUGAUAUAUUUUUCGGUCCGCCCGGAUUGACCGGUCCGGUUCUGGGCCGAGCGGAAAUUUUUCGGUCCGGUUUCGGAUUGGUGAUUUCGGGCCACGGUCCGGUUUCGGAUCAGGGCUGAUCCGGACCAAUCCGGACCAUUGAGAACUCUAGUGUUGACUUAGAGAGCGGGAAUAUUUUUGGAGCAAAAAUUUCUAGACUUUCGAAAACGUAUGGUAUUUUGAUCGAGCUCGUGGACCAUUUUAAUGAUCGGAUGGGGAGAAGAAUAUUUUUAGAUGUGGGAUUCAACAUAAUUUAUAUUCUGGCCUCGACCUACUUCGCCAUAGUUUCUGGUAAGAUGGGCGACCUUGGGACGGUGUUAACCAAUAUUUUGUGUACCCUGUUAUCACUGCAUGUUUUGUACGAGUACGGGAAAGAUGGUGAAAAUUUGGAGGUUGCUAGGGUCAAAUUGGUCAAGUUAUUAUGUGCAGUGGAAGAGGGGGAGGGACAGUACGAGAUGGGCGUGGCGAAUAAGAUUCGUGAUUUUCGUAGAAAAGUGACAACAUGCAAACUGCGGAUAACCCCGGAAAAUUUCUUCACCCUAAACAGGAGCUUUAUUCUUUCGAUUUUGUCCAUCUUGAUGACUCUGCUAAUCGUAUUGGCUCAAUUCAGAGACUCGGAACUAGAUAAAGUUGGGGUGAAUUGAUAAAUUUGAUUAUUUCGGCCUAAUUACUAACACAGCCAUUAGUUUCGAAAUUUAAAAUACAUUUCU